UCCACCGUGCGCCCACACCCAACCUGCACUGUCUGCCAUAUAGAGGCAGCGCAGCCCUGCAGUGUAUGCAGGACAUUGUCCUCACAGUGCGGCUGUUUGAGGAGAUCUCAGCAGCCAGAGACAACCAGGCUCUGUGCAGCCCGCCCCUGCUGUCAUCUCCCCGCAUUCAUCCUGCUGGGUGUGCGCUCUGCGGCUGCUGGCAUCAUCCAUGUACUGCCAAUGUGGAUAGUGGCUUAUUUACUGUGCAUCAUCUGACUGGAGAAGACAUCUGACUGGCAUCAUGAGCAGCACUGUGUUCCAGCAGCAGGCUGUCCACAGCCCUGUGGAGCAGCAGAAGCAGAAGCAAGGACGAGGAGGAGGCCCCAUCGCCUGUCAGAACUGUGGGAAGCCCUGCAAGGGGGAAGCACUCCGAGUCCAGAACAAACACUUCCACAUCAAGUGCUUCAUCUGUAAAGUGUGUGGAUGUGAACUGGCCCAGGGAGGCUUUUUUGUGCGUCAGGGUGAAUAUAUCUGCACUCUGGACUAUCAGCGGAUGUACGGGACUCGUUGCUUCAGCUGCCAGGACUUCAUUGAGGGGGAGGUGGUGUCCGCCCUGGGAAAGACUUACCACCCUCGCUGCUUCGUCUGCGCCUCCUGCAAACAGCCAUUCCCGGCUGGUGACCGAGUGACAUUUAACGGGAAGGAGUGUAUCUGCCAAAACUGUACCCAGCCUCUCCCUGCCAACAGCCCUGCACCCAUACAGGCUGUCCACAACUGCUGCGGCUGUGGGAAGGAGUUUCAGAAUGAACAGUCCCUUGUAGCACUGGACAAGCAUUGGCACCUGGGCUGCUUCAAGUGUAAAGUCUGCAACAAGGUCCUCAAUGCCGAGUACAUCAGCAAGGAUGGGAUCCCCUACUGCGAGAUGGACUACCACGCCAUGUUCGGCAUCCAGUGCGAGAGCUGCAAGAAGUACAUCACCGGAAAAGUCCUGGAGGCUGGAGAGAAGCAUUACCACCCCACAUGUGCCCGCUGUGUCCGCUGUGAGCAGAUGUUUGCAGAGGGAGAAGAAAUGUAUCUGCAAGGAUCUUCUAUCUGGCACCCUCCAUGCAGACAAGCAGCCAAGCAGGAGGAGAAGAGUAAGAAGCAGGUCCGGAUACAGAUCAAUGACAUCCCUGAGCAAGAGGUUGGUGCUCCUGUGACCCGGACUUCAUCUGAGAGCAUCACUUCAGUCCCAGCAUCCAGCGCCUCGGGCUCUCCCAGCAGAGUCAUCUACGCCAAACUAGGAGAGGAGAUGCUGGACUACAAGGACCUGGCAGCCCUUCCAAAGACCAAGGCUAUCUAUAACAUAGACAGGCCUGACAUGCUGUCCUACUCUCCCUACGUCAGCUACCCAUCUGAGGAGAGGCACUAUGGAGAGUCCCCCCAGCUGCUUUCUCCUACUCCUACUGAGGGCGAUGGGGAGAAGUCACCCCGUCAGCGGAGGCCUUCCAGCCCCAGCUCCAACAGCUCUCUGGGGGGCUACGGACGUUACACCCCGUCCCGUUCCCCCCAGAAUUACAGCCGAGCAGGGCCAGAGGUAUCCCUUGGCAGUAGAUACAGCAGCCAGGGCCGUGACUCCAGUUCUCUUCCUUUGCCCCCAACCGUCAUGGGUGGCAGUAAGUCCCCCUCCAGCUGGGCCAGGGACUCAUCCUCCCUCCCUAUGCACUAUUCUGGAGGGGCUGAAGGGAGUGGUGUUGGUGGAGGUGGUGGCAAGUACUCACCCACACCAGCAAGUGGCAGUGGAGGCUUGUCUUUACACCUCAACCCCACCACCCUGGCCAUGCUGCAGCAGCACAACUUCAUCCCUUACUUCAGAGGUAGUGAAAGUGGUCGGAGUACCCCAAGCUUAUCCACCUACUCUGAUGGCAAAUCCCCUUCCUCUGCUUCUACAUACGUGGCUGCUCCUCGACAUUUCCACAUACCAGAGACUAUGGUCAAAGAUAAUAUCUAUAGAAAACCCCCCAUCUACAGACAGCAUGCUUCUAGAACAUCCUGGCAGGAUGGGGACGAUAGCAAGAGGACCAGUUGGAUGAUUUUGAAGAGUGAGAUUGAUGGACAUAUGGGUCCAGAAGACCUUGAUCCCUGCAAGUCAACCUGCAGUCUGCCCACUGACACUUCUCACCCAAAUUUCCCCUACAGUAAGUCUGCAUCCUUACCUGGCUAUGGAAGGAAUGGCAUCUAUAAGGCUGCUGAGAUGGUGGAGGAUGAAGUGGACCCAGACUCCCAGAGCUGGGGAGGCAUGAGAGAGUACAAGGUCUACCCCUAUGAAAUGCUGGCAGUGACGCAUAGAGUGAAAGUGAAGCUUCCCAGAGACAUAGAUCGCACCAGACUGGAGAGACAUCUAUCACCUGAAGACUUCCAUCGGGUGUUCGGUAUGACCCUCGAUCAGUUUGACCGCCUGGCCCUCUGGAAGAGGAAUGACAUGAAGAAGAGGGCACGCCUUUUUUAGACCAAAACAAAAAAAGGCGCCAAGCAGCAUCUCAACAAGCACCUGUCCUGUCCAGAAGGAAGCAGAAAAGAAAAAAACAACUCAUCUGAAAUAUCUAUAUAUGCACCGCCAUGAUACCCCAACUUUCCACCUGUAAAACGCCAUGCCAUCUGCCUGUGAUGCCACGGAGAGGCACUCCGUGUGGGAACAUUUUCACGAUGUUGAGGCAGCAUCUAUAGCUUUUUGUAUGCAAUGUGGUCCGAAUGUUUGACUGACAACCUUAUGGAGGAGGAAGAGGAGCUGCGUUUGCAUGGCCUGUGUUGAUGCUCCUCGCCUCCCAUGUGGUUUCUGCAUCUGCCCCCGCCCGCCCAUCCAGGCGCAGUCAUACUCCCUGGCAAAAAAAAUAACAGCUUUUUGUAAUUCUCGUGCAGGCCUUCCUCCAGGUUUCUGUGGUUCUGACUGUUUUUUGUGCGCCUUCUUCUACUCUGUCUAUCUUGACUUAUCUCCCUGUUUCUAUCUUGAGUUUUUCACUCACAGCUUGUUUGUUUUCACUUUGCGAGGGUUUAUCAUGUUGUCUGUCUACAUAUCAUUUGUUUUGCCUUUUCUCUCUUGCUGUCUCUCCAUCAUCUUAAGUUGUUCUCCCUGCACUGAGUUCAUUUUUACAUUUUUACACCCUUGCCAUUACUUUAGGACAGUGAAGAGACUGCAGAGUUGUACACAUUGACUGUUGAAGCAUGUCAAGGCCAAAGACAGGGAUAAGAAACUACUUCAGCUUCUCUGAUCUUUUACUUCAAAAACUGUAAAAGCACCUUAUCAUACGCUUUUGUUUUCAAUUUCAAGCUCAAUCAGAGAAGACUGGCUGGGUAGUUUUGACAUGCCUGCCCUGAUACGUUUGAAUGCAGUCCCAUAUCUUACACAAGCCCCUUGUAAAUCUGCACAGAUAGGGGAGCCAAGGCUGGAUAGGGGCCACAACAUGGCAGUGAAUCACAGAUAGAGGGAGGAAUAAAAAAAAGGAGAAUGUGGGGCCCUGCAGAUCCCUCAAUAGACAUACAGUGCAGAAGGUUUCAGGGUGUGCAAAGGUGUCAAACAUGCAGCAUUGCCAGAUUGACAUGCACUCACAUCAACAAAACAAAAAUGAAAUUAUUUUUAUAAGCUAUUUUUGACUUCUGGAAAGGAUCAUUAAAGCAAUCAUGAGACACAGCUGAGAGAAAUCAUGAUUUUGUUACAAGACAAAAAGCCCAUGCUGACUUUGUUAAGCUUCACAGACCUGCAGCAGCACUUAAGCAUAACAAGUGAGGUCUUGCUUGAUUUAAAACUCAAUACUAUAACUGUGUUAUAUCUUCUCAGAUAGAGAUUUAACUCUUUAUAUGUUUGUUGUUUGAAAGCAUUGUUGUGUACAGUCAAAGCUACACAUUUAAGCUGAAGUACAUCAGCUUCGCUUGAUUUCUGGGCAGUAAAUCCAUCAACUCGACAACUAACAUACUGUAAGAUGUAUGUGAACAUAUACUGGACAUAUACCAGAUAUAUUUGUCUGUAUACAAGCCAUGGUGUAUAACUCUUCAGGCAUGCAUGAGGAUGGGAAAAUGGGGUUUUAUCCGAUGACCUCAGUUAAGAAAUGUAUGAAAAUAAUAUCAUCAAUGUGGUUUGAGUGAUUGAUUAUUUUCUGGUUACAUUAAUUCAGAUGAAAGGCCCGGGUCAGCUGCUUACAUUAGCUUGUGUUAGAUAUUUAUUUAAUUGCAAUAUCAAGGAAGGGAUGUUAUUUUGAAAUCUUAAGGGUGUAGUGUCGAGUGAAUGGCACCACAGAGUUUUUGAAGAAAAACAUAUCAAAUUUUUAGUUUAAUCUGAGUGUCAAAUCAAAUUUUGCUCCUGUAAGUAACACACUAACUGUUGUCAUAAACCGUCAUGUCUUCUUUCUAAUAUUCAUCUGCUAUUAAAGUGCUUUAUCCAAACUA
This is a messenger RNA of Thunnus maccoyii (southern bluefin tuna), 4398 nucleotides long. It is a transcript of the gene ablim2, whose product is annotated as actin binding LIM protein family, member 2. The transcript has 23 exons. Gene Ontology annotation, molecular function: actin filament binding. Bases 281 to 2467 code for a protein of 728 amino acids. Gene Ontology annotation, biological process: lamellipodium assembly; cytoskeleton organization. Gene Ontology annotation, cellular component: actin cytoskeleton. The record is from RefSeq and is a predicted model, not a curated record. NCBI's taxonomy places the organism in Eukaryota, Metazoa, Chordata, Actinopteri, Scombriformes, Scombridae.